CGACUAUAACCUCGUGCACUCUGUAUUGACUUUCAACCAACAUUCACAGCAUAGGAAGAAGUAAGGAUGGCGGAUACUAAUGGACCAAUCAAAGCUCCGCAAGAUGUUGCAAUCGUUGGCCUCUCGUGCCGCUUUUCAGGUGACGCUACGAAUGCUGACGGUUUCUGGGAGAUGCUCUGCAAUGGAAAAUCUGGGCAUUCAGAAACUACAAGAUUCAACCCAAAAGGUUUCAGUGAUCCUGGGUUCAGGAAGCACAACCAGAGCGCGACGGCUCACGGCCAUUUUCUACAACAAGAUGUUGGCGCUUUUGAUACGGGGUUCUUUGGGAUCACUCCUGAGGAAGCUUCGGCGAUAGACCCACAGCAGAGACUGAUACUGGAGGUUGCAUACGAGGCUUUCGAGAAUGCGGGGAUUACCACCCAACAGCUUGCAGGUUCGAAAACGAGUUGUUUCAUCGCCUCCUUCACGUCCGAUUACAGGGAGAUAAUUUUUCGGGACCCAGAUGCAGCUCCUCGCUAUACAGUCACUGGCACUGCUGUGUCUAUGCUGGCCAAUAGAAUAUCCUGGUUCUUCGACCUCAGAGGCCCCAGUGUAGCACUCAACACUGCUUGCUCAUCGAGUUUGGUGGCACUACAUCUUGCCCGGAGGAGCCUGCAGUCAGGAGAGGCUGAUAUCGCAAUUGUCGGGGGAACAAAUCUCAUGCUCGGUCCAGAGAUGUUCACGUUCUUCUCGAACCUCAACUUCUUAUCCCGCGAUGGGCUUUCGAGGAGCUUUGACGCUUCCGGUGAAGGCUAUGGUCGCGGAGAAGGAGUCGCUGCCAUCAUCCUAAAGCGGGUUGAUGACGCACAAAGGGAUAACGACAUAAUCCGUGCCAUUGUGAGAAGUACCGCGACCAACCAAGACGGCAAGACCAAAGCUAUCACUCUGCCGAGCCUUGAUGCUCAGGUCGACUUGAUACACUCAGCAUACUAUGAAGCCGGGCUCAAUUUCCAUGACACAACCUAUUUUGAAGCACAUGGAACUGGCACACGCCGUGGUGAUCCGGUAGAGCUUGAAGCCAUUUCAAAGACGUUGUGUCUUGACCGAGCAGAAGAUUCAAAACUCAUCGUAGGUUCAGUGAAGUCCAAUGUCGGUCAUACCGAAGCAACAGCAGGCCUGGCUGGCAUAAUUAAAGCGAUAUAUAUGCUGGAGAAAGGCCUGAUUCCUGCAACAAUUCAUUAUAACAAACCUCUCCCCGAAUUCGACCUCAGCAGCUCCAAAUUGACGAUUCCAGUCGAAACGAAGCCUUGGCCGGCUACACCACUACGACGCAUCAGUAUCAAUUCAUUUGGAUUCGGAGGGGCCAAUGCCCACGCUGUGCUUGAUGAUGCACAAUCCUAUUUGGCAUCCAGAGACAUACAAGGAGCAAGCCUUCGUACAAAGAUACAACCGCUGCCAAAUAUAAACGAGGGAAUGGCUAACGGUAAUGGAAAACCUGCAGAUCUAAAGUCACUAACAAAUGAGCUGUUUUUCGUCUUCAGCGGUCCGGACCAGCAGGCUCUAGAGAGGAAUCUUAAAGUCAUAGCUCAACACCUUCAGACUAAGACUUUCUCUGAUCUUGGGUCCGAGUCCGAAUACCUUCGAAAUCUGGCAUAUACUCUGUCCGAACGACGCUCAAUGUUCAGACUGAAGGCUGCGAUAGUGGCAGUAUCAGUCGAUCAACUCGCUUCCAGAAUUCGAGAGCGAUGCAUUGUGCGUAUCGACAAACACGUAGCGGUACCGACCAAGUCCAAUCUAGCGAACGGAAAUGAAGGCAAAAUCACGCGACGCCUUUUGACAGACCUCCCUUCAUACGCGUGGGACCAUUCGCGGACAUACUGGGCUGAAAGUCGAGCCUCAAAAGAAUUUCGACAUCGAAAACACCCACAGCGAAGCCUCAUUGGAGCACCUCAACCAAGCUACGGAGAGGAUGAACACAUCUGGAGAGGAUAUCUGCGCCUAUCAGAUGAGCCGUGGGUCAAGGACCAUCAAGUUCUGGGUGCCAUCGUAUACCCGGCUGCUGGAUACAUUGCAAUGGCGAUCGAGGCGGCACGGGAUAUCGCCGACAAAGGUCGAGCGAUAAGUCGUUACACUCUACGUGACGUGCAAUUCCACUCUGCAGCUGUCAUCAAAGAGGACGUUCCGCUCGAGUUGAUCAUUCAGCUGCGGCCUCAUCGUACCGCUACAAGAGCAACAUCCGCAUCCUGGCUCGAGUUUGCAAUCUCUUCCUGUCACAACGAAAGAAACAUGCGCGAGAAUUGUUUUGGUCUCCUAUCCAUCGAGUAUGAAGCUGCAGACGACUCGCCCUUCUCAUUAGAACAAUCACAGGAGGAAGAUCGUAUCUUGAAGCAGUACGAGCGCGCCCAUGGAAAAUGUGGUAUCAAUCAGAAUCCAAAGGCAUUAUACGAAGAGUUGGCCUCUGUUGGUCUGAACUACGGCCAGGCUUUCCAGCAAAUUUCCAAGGUCACGAAGUCAGAAGGCUGUAGCUCUUGCCAGGUAGAGCUCUAUACACCCGAUCGCAUUCCUGAUGGAGAUUUGCGUCCCGUCAUCCACCCGGCCACCCUCGAUUGUAUGAUACAAACCAUUUUCCCCGCUCUUGUUGGCCACCGCGCUCGAAUGCAAGCGGCGAUGGUCCCUACGCUCUUGGAACACAUGUCCGUCUCCGCGCAAACGCCUACCUCUACCGGAACCUGUUUCCGCGGCUUUUCUACAGCAAAGUAUGGCGGGGCACGAGAUGGUUGCCGACUUUGCGAUGCUGGACCACGAGACAUCGAAACCGCGAUGGACAUCCUUUUACCAGCUAAGCAAUCGCAAGUAAUUCAAUCAGCUACCUCGCUCCACAAGCUUCGAAAUUUCAUCCAAAUGCUGGCGUUCUCUCGAACCAAGCUUUCCGUGCUAGAACUCGGUACUGCCUCUCAGGAUGCGGUUCUGGCCAUGAUGUCGUCUUUGUCCCAUGAGCUGCUGGUGUCUGGAGUGCUGAAGUACACAUUCACGUGCAGUGAUGAGCAUGACUUGCGCAGUGUCAGGGAGAGCCAGCUGUCACGACAUGGAAAUAAAGUGGCCUACCAAGUGCUCGACCUGAAAAAAAGCUAUGAAUCACAAGGUUUUCAAGAUAGGACGUUUGAUGUUGUUAUCCUGUCAGACCCGUCAUCGGCAAUGUUAAUUUCGCCGGCUGUGCCAGCCUUGCGGAAACUUUUGAGUCCUACGGGGAAAUUAUGUUUGCUCGGAGCGCUGGAUACGGUCAACGGUAGGGUGGGGACCGUGGGGCUGAGAAGCACUCUGGAGCCUCAGAAUUUGGUUAUUGACUUUGCCGAGCGAGACUUUGGAGAUCCGUACCAAGGUUAUGAACUUGUGGUUGCGAGCUGGAAGCCUGAUGAAAAUCAAGGAGCUCGGGAUCAAGAUAUCUUGGUCUUAGAGGGAGACCAGCCAUGUGCUGCAGCCUUGUCCGACGCACUCCUAUCUCUGGACCCGGCGAAUGGGUCGUACAUCCCGAUUCCGAGGAGGCUUCUACGAUCUAGUUUUCAGGAUAUGGAAGGCAAAAUCUGCAUUGCGACACUGGAAAUGGGCCAAUCUUUCCUUGCGCAUGCGACUCCUGAGGACUUCGCCUCGUUCAAAGAGAUUAUUCGCCGCUGCUCCAGUGUGGUUUGGGUCAGCUCCUCUGAUGACCCAAUCGGCAGCAUCGUGACUGGCCUGGCCCGUACGAUGCGGAAUGAGAAUGCGGCUUUGGUGUUUCGCUCAUUGCAAGUGCCUUCGAAGGAUAUGCACAGUCCGGAUUACCUUGCAGAGAUUGUUUCGCGCUUAGCCACCUCGUCAUGUACAGACAAUGAAUUCAAGCUUGAUGAGGGUAUUUUGAAGGUGUCCCGGAUUCUGCGAGACCCUGAGAUGGACGGCAUGGUUGCGUCAAUGACCAUCGAAGGUGGCGCACAAAUCAGAACAUCUACAUUGAACCGAGUCGGACGGGCCCAGAAACUUGCUCUUCCCCGCCAAGGAAUGCUCGACGACAUUUAUUUUGAGGCAGAUGAGGUGGCGGAUGGGCCCCUGUUGGACGACGAAGUGGAGAUUGAAAUCAAGGCUUCUGGAAUCAACUUUCGAGACGUCCUCGUGAUGAUGGGAAAUAUUGCUGAUAAUCUCAUCGGCCACGAAGCGAGUGGCAUCAUCUCACGAGUUGGAAGAAAAGUCACCUCGUUCCGAGAAGGUGACCGAGUUUGCACAAUUGGCCACGGCUGCCACCGAUCCGCCUACCGCACCGCAGCAAAUCUGGCUCACAAAAUCCCUGACGGCAUGUCCUUCGAAGAAGCCGCGACCGUACCUUUGGUAUACUGCACAGCAUACACCGCGCUCGUCGCAAUUGCUCGUGCGCAGAAGGGCCAAACGAUUCUCAUACAUGCCGCCGCAGGGGGAGUCGGUCUGGCUGCGAUACAAAUUGCAAACCACCUAGGACUAGAGGUCUUUGCCACUGUGAGCUCUCAGCCAAAGCGGCAGUUGAUCCAGGAUCAUGGUGUCAUGGAGGAUCAUAUCCUCAACUCGCGUGACACGAGCUUUGCAAAAGGUGUUAUGCGAAUGACGUCUGGCCGUGGUGUGGAUAUCGUGCUGAAUUCCCUUGCUGGAGAACAGCUUCGGCUAUCCUGGCACUGCCUGGCCCCUUUUGGCACUUUUGUCGAAAUCGGUAUAAAGGACAUCACAGCCAACAGCCGCCUCGACAUGAGUCCGUUUGCAAAGGAUGCCACCUUCGCUGCCUUCGAGAUCAUUAACAUACUGCACCAAGACUCGAAACGAAUGGCAAAUAUCCUGGCCGACGUCUUCCGGCUGCUACAGAAUAAGUCUGUCAAACCCGUGAAGCCUCUGCUCAGUAAGCCAAACUCGCAAGUCGGAGAGGCACUCCGUCUUUUGCAGACCGGGAAGCAUAUGGGAAAAGUCGCUCUUAUUUGGGAUCGAGAUCAGACCAUUCCGAUGGCCAUGACAGCCCCAAGGCCAGUAUUACAGGAAGCCGCAACCUACGUCUUGGUAGGAGGCUUCGGAGGGCUUGGCCGAAGCAUUGCGAGCAUGUUGGCUAACCGCAGUGCUCGUCACCUUUGCAUCCUUUCACGAUCUGGAGCGCAGUCCCAAGAGGCCCUCGAAAUUGUCCAGAAACUCGAAGAUCAGGGCGUUCAGGUCCGCUCUUUCGCCUGCGAUGUUUCGGAUGAGAGAUCCCUUCGAAACGCCAUCGAAGCUUGCAAGGCGGAGAUGCCGCCGAUUCGCGGUGUCAUACAAGGCGCCAUGGUCCUUCUCGAUGUCUCUUUCGAGAAGAUGUCGCACAGUCAGUGGCAUGAUGCUUUGAGAGCCAAGGUUGAUGGCACCUGGAACCUGCACAAGUUCAUGCCAAAGGAUCUAGACUUUUUCAUCAUCCUCAGCUCCUUCAUGGGUAUUUUCGGAAGCCGCACUCAAGGCAACUACGCUGCCGCUGGAGCCUAUCAGGACUCACUAGCACAUUACCGACGUUCGCAGGGGCUCAAGGCGGUCUCGUUGGAUCUUGGUCUCAUGCGUGACGUUAGCAACUUCUCCAAAAAAGAAGCUCUAUCUGGGCCGUUCAGGGACUGGCAGAAACCUUUCGGGCUUCGAGAAGUAGAUGUUCAUGGGCUGUUGGACCACAUUAUUGCAAGCGAAACAGGUGCAAUUCCGACUCAUGUCCCAACGCAGGUCCUCACAGGCUUCGGGACUGCAGACGAAGCGGAGAAGGCAGGCAUCGAGCCUCCGUACUAUUUAGAUGAGAAGAGAUUUGCGCUACUGCAUACCAGCAUCGCUGAGAUACGACAGGAUUCUGCCGCACAAGGAAACCCGGCAGCUACUCCCACGGCAGCAAAGAAAGAGGAUUCCGGUGAUCUCUUGAAGCAAGCAGGGUCGCUUGUGGAAGCGGCAGACCUGAUCCUGGAGUCUUUGAUUGUCAAGGUUGCCAAGCACCUGGAAAGAGACGAAGCGGAGAUUGAUCCCGAGGAGCCCUUGUAUACAUAUGGAGUGGACUCUCUUGUUGCAAUUGAGAUUAAGAAUUGGAUCAUGAAGGAAUUCGCAUCGGAUGUGGCUUUGCUUGACAUCACGGCCGAGGAGCCGGUCUUCGAGCUGGCGGAGAGAAUUGCUGUAAAGAGCAAGUUUGUGUCUGUGGCCGCUUGAUUUUUGUCAGUUCCGAGGUGUACCUAGCUAUGUACACAUAAUGGAAUAUGGGAGAAUCGGGCAGCUUUCUACGCUUGUUGGAUGCAUCGUCAUUUGUACGUAGAGAUAAAUUGUACGGUACGGCAAAAUAUGCCCCUAUCAUGAUUUUCUGUGCCUUUUGUUGCCUCUUAUCCUGCUGCGUCUACGUAACCACCGGGUCAGGAGACUCGAAACGAGAUUCGGAUUGUAUGGAGGUUUCUCUUGCAGCCUCGCUAUGCGAGCAUCACGAAUUGUCAGGGAUGAGGGCUUGUGAGCUACGUGUGUGGGAGUAGAGGC
Messenger RNA from Hyaloscypha bicolor E, 6477 nucleotides. Its product is annotated as ketoacyl-synt-domain-containing protein. The coding region runs from base 67 to 6162 and encodes 2031 amino acids. Gene Ontology annotation, biological process: fatty acid biosynthetic process; secondary metabolite biosynthetic process. The transcript is spliced from 8 exons. Gene Ontology annotation, molecular function: fatty acid synthase activity; oxidoreductase activity; 3-oxoacyl-[acyl-carrier-protein] synthase activity. Lineage: Eukaryota; Fungi; Ascomycota; Leotiomycetes; Helotiales; Hyaloscyphaceae. The record is from RefSeq and is a predicted model, not a curated record.